AUGGAGGCUAGCAUCUGGAGUCUUAUGUGGCAAGAAAGUACCACUGUUACUCAAAGCUUAGAUAAGAUCAAGAAUGACGAUAUUCGGGACAAGGUGGGUGUGGCCUCUGUGGAUGACAAGAUGCGGGAAGCGAAGCUCAGAUGGUUCGAGCACGUGCGGAGGAGAAGCCUGGAUGCUCCGGUGAGGAGGUGUGAGCUGCUGGCUUUAGUGGGUUCGAGAAGAGGUAGAGGACGGCCUAAGAAGUAUUGGGGAGACGUGAUCAGGCAGGACCUGGCGAGAUUGCAGAUUUUCGAGGACAUGGCCUUUGAUAGGAAGGUUUGGAGGCCGAGCAGUACGGUUGUAGGAUAG
This is a messenger RNA of Nicotiana attenuata, 348 nucleotides long. RefSeq lists its product as uncharacterized. Lineage: Eukaryota; Viridiplantae; Streptophyta; Magnoliopsida; Solanales; Solanaceae. The transcript has 2 exons. The coding region runs from base 1 to 348 and encodes 115 amino acids. The record is from RefSeq and is a predicted model, not a curated record.